Nicrophorus vespilloides is the source of this 1301-nucleotide messenger RNA. RefSeq lists its product as uncharacterized. Bases 192 to 1220 code for a protein of 342 amino acids. Gene Ontology annotation, cellular component: nucleus; transcription regulator complex. The transcript has 2 exons. The record is from RefSeq and is a predicted model, not a curated record. Gene Ontology annotation, biological process: regulation of transcription by RNA polymerase II. Lineage: Eukaryota; Metazoa; Arthropoda; Insecta; Coleoptera; Silphidae.
UCGUAAUAUUAUUGUUUCUGAUCGGUUGCAAUUGUUACGUCACUGAUCACUAGACUAUUACCAGACGGUUAAUAAAUCCUCGACAAACAGCAGCUCUCAGUGUCAGUGCGAGUGCCGUUGAGGCAUUGUCAGCUCUUCCUAGUCUAUUUAAAUUUUAUUAUUAUUAUUUACAUAUAAUUUUCAACAAAAAAAUGGAUACGAAAAAACUAAUAGAAUUAGUAAAAGCGCAUCCCUGUCUCUACGAUCAAAGUUUUCCCAAAUUCUUCGACACCGAACACAAAGAACAUCUGUGGAAACAGAUUUCCCGGGAAAUGGGAGAUUCAGCGAACGCGUGUAGAGCACGAUGGAAUAGUUUACGAGAGAACUAUAGGAAAUCGCUGAAACGAAGGGCCGUGCAGCCCGUCUCAACGAAACAGAAACUGUACAAAUACGAAGCGCAAAUAAGUUUCCUGAAGAAGUAUUACCAAGACGAUGCUGAAUUCGUCAACGCGGCUGAAGAGAACGACGAGGAUGAAGAGGUCAGCGAUGACGCGAACGCUCCGGUGCUCAAUGAAACGCUAGAAACGGAUGCAGCUGAAGAAGAUGUUAAACAAGUAUCGACGACAACGAUGAAAUCGACAGAUUUGGAUGUUAUAGACGCGUUCCUCGAUGCCAUCACUCCAACUCUAAUUAAUUUCACGCCGUAUCAUAUGAAUAUCGCGAAAACUAAGAUAUUCAGCGCGGUGCAAGAGGUUGAAUUGAACAUGAUAUUGGAGAAUCAAGAUCACGUCGCUCCUGAAAUUGAAACGAAACGUUUUUCUGUUAACACUCCGGGAUCAAUUGCGUGCUUCUUGUCGUUGAUUCGAACAACUUUGAACAGUUUCUCACGUUUGCAUCAGAACAUAGCCAAAGCGAAAGUUUUCGCUAUUGUUUCAGACAUCGAGAAGCAACAGAUGCUUGGGCCAAACGCGACAACGAGCGAAAAUGGCUUUGAAACUAUUAACAAUAACACAAAGCUAGACGCUAUUAUAUUUGGUUGGGCAGAGAAGUUGAAAAGAAUGGAGGAUGACCAGAGAUUGUCUGCAGAGGAAAUUGUUAAUAAAGUCUUGAUAAAAGGCAUGUUCAACGAACUUCACAGAUCUCAAGUGGACAACUUGUUUGAUAACUGGUCGAGGAGGGAUUCCAUGGAAGCCGUGAGAAUUUCCCCAAAGUUACAGACAGAUGACACGAAGAUAUUCUAAAAAAAAUAAAUGUAUAUAAAUAUAAAACCAUUUAUUUGUAAAUAAUAAACAUAUUACGCUCAUUCGAACAUUUCAUUCAUU